GGCCCACAAGGCCCCUCGCAGCCUGGGCCCGGGAUGGCCCUUGAGCAGCUCCUGAAGCCGUGGGAUGAGGGGCUGACGCCUGCCUGCCACUUGUCCAGGGGUCGGGACGCGUGGGCUAGGGGCUCAGUGGGGUUCCCAGGGAAUGCACCUGCCCUUCCUGCCUAGAGGAGGGAGAGGAGGGGACCAGAGUGCCUGCCACCCACCCCCGCCCCCAACGUGGACCUCGUGCUCCAGGCAGCCCGGCGCCGAGGACGGCGGCCGCGGGGACGGCGCGCGCCUGGACACCGCCGGCCUCAAGAUGAGCGACCUGGACUCGGAGGUGCUGCCCUUGCCUCCGCGGUACCGCUUCCGGGACCUGCUGCUGGGCGACCAGUCCUUCCAGAACGACGACAGGGUCCAGGUGGAGUUCUACGUCAACGAGAACACCUUCAAGGAGAGGCUUAAGCUAUUCUUCAUCAAAAACCAAAGAUCCAGCCUGAGGAUCCGGCUGUUCAACUUCUCCCUGAAGCUGCUGACCUGCCUGCUGUACAUUGUCCGCGUCCUGCUGGACGACCCAGCCCUGGGGAUUGGAUGCUGGGGCUGCCCGAAGCAGAAUUACACCUUCAAUGAGUCGUCCUCUGAGAUCAACUGGGCCCCCAUCCUGUGGGUGGAGAGGAAGGUGGCUCUGUGGGCCAUUCAGGUCAUCGUGGCCAUCAUCAGCUUCCUGGAGACCAUGCUUCUCAUUUACCUCAGCUACAAAGGCAACAUCUGGGAGCAGAUCUUCCGUGUGUCCUUCAUCCUGGAGAUGAUCAACACGCUGCCCUUCAUCAUCACGAUAUUCUGGCCGCCGCUGCGGAACCUGUUCAUCCCCGUGUUUCUGAACUGCUGGCUGGCCAAGCACGCCCUGGAGAACAUGAUCAACGACUUCCACCGCGCCAUCCUGCGCUCGCAGUCGGCCAUGUUCAAUCAGGUCCUCAUCCUCUUCUGCACCCUGCUGUGCCUGGUCUUCACGGGGACCUGCGGCAUCCAGCACCUGGAGCGCGCGGGCGACAACCUGUCCCUCCUGACGUCCUUCUACUUCUGCAUCGUCACCUUCUCCACCGUGGGCUAUGGGGACGUGACACCCAAGAUCUGGCCGUCCCAGCUGCUGGUGGUCAUCAUGAUCUGCGUGGCCCUGGUGGUGCUCCCGCUGCAGUUUGAGGAACUCGUCUACCUGUGGAUGGAGCGGCAGAAGUCGGGGGGCAACUACAGCCGCCACCGGGCCCAGACGGAGAAGCAUGUGAUCCUGUGCGUGAGCUCCCUCAAGAUCGACCUGCUCAUGGACUUUCUGAACGAGUUCUACGCGCAUCCACGGUUGCAGGACUACUACGUCGUCAUCCUGUGCCCCACGGAGAUGGACAUCCAGGUUCGCAGGGUCCUGCAGAUCCCACUGUGGUCCCAGCGGGUCAUCUACCUCCAGGGCUCCGCGCUCAAGGAUCAGGACCUCAUGCGGGCCAAGAUGGACAACGGGGAGGCCUGCUUUAUUCUCAGCAGCCGGAACGAGGUGGACCGCACCGCGGCGGACCACCAGACCAUACUGCGUGCCUGGGCCGUGAAGGACUUUGCCCCGAACUGCCCCCUCUACGUCCAGAUCCUCAAGCCUGAGAACAAGUUUCAUGUCAAGUUUGCAGAGCACGUGGUGUGCGAGGAGGAGUGCAAGUAUGCCAUGCUGGCCCUCAACUGCAUCUGCCCAGCCACGUCCACCCUCAUCACCCUGCUGGUGCACACGUCCCGCGGCCAGGAAGGCCAGGACUCGCCAGAGCAGUGGCAGCGCAUGUACGGACGCUGCUCGGGCAACGAGGUCUACCACGUGCGGAUGGGGGACAGCAAGUUCUUCCGCGAGUACGAGGGCAAGAGCUUCACCUACGCCGCCUUCCACGCGCACAAGAAGUACGGCGUGUGCCUCAUCGGCCUGAAGCGCGAGGACAACAAGAGCAUCCUGCUGAACCCGGGCCCACGGCACAUCCUGGCGGCCUCCGACACCUGCUUCUACAUCAACAUCACCAAGGAGGAGAACUCGGCCUUCAUCUUCAAGCAGGAGGAAAAGCAGAAGAGGAAGGGCUUCGCGGGGCAGGGGCUGUACGAGGGCUCAUCCCGCCUGCCCGUGCACAGCAUCAUCGCCUCCAUGGGGACAGUGGCCAUGGACCUCCAGAACACGGAGUGCCGGCCCACACAGAGUGGCGGGGGCAGCGGGGGCAGCAAGCUGGCGCUCCCCACAGAGAACGGCUCGGGCAGCCGGCGGCCCAGCAUCGCGCCCGUGCUGGAGGUGGCUGACAGCUCGGCCCUGCUGCCCUGCGACCUGCUGAGUGACCAGUCAGAGGACGAGAUGACGCCGUCGGAGGACGAGGGGCUGUCCAUGGUGGAGUAUGUGAAGGGCUACCCUCCUAACUCACCCUACAUCGGCAGCUCCCCCACCCUGUGCCACCUCCUGCCCGUGAAAGCCCCCUUCUGCUGCCUGCGGCUGGACAAGGGCUGCAAGCACAACAGCUACGAAGAUGCCAAGGCCUACGGCUUCAAGAACAAGCUGAUCAUUGUCUCGGCGGAGACCGCGGGCAAUGGGCUGUACAACUUCAUCGUGCCGCUGCGCGCCUACUACCGGCCUCGCCGGGAGCUCAACCCCAUUGUGCUGCUGCUGGACAACAAGCCCGACCACCACUUCCUGGAGGCCAUCUGCUGCUUUCCCAUGGUCUACUACAUGGAGGGCUCCGUGGACAACCUGGACAGCCUGCUGCGGUGCGGCGUCAUCUAUGCGGACAAUCUGGUGGUGGCAGACAAGGAGAGCACCAUGAGUGCCGAGGAGGACUACAUGGCCGAUGCAAAGACCAUCGUCAACGUGCAGACCAUGUUCCGGCUCUUCCCCAGUCUCAGCAUCACCACCGAGCUCACCCACCCGUCCAACAUGCGGUUCAUGCAGUUUCGCGCCAAGGACAGCUACUCUCUGGCUCUCUCUAAACUGGAGAAGAGGGAGCGUGAGAACGGCUCCAACCUGGCCUUCAUGUUCCGCCUGCCCUUCGCCGCCGGCCGCGUCUUCAGCAUCAGCAUGCUGGACACACUGCUGUAUCAGUCCUUCGUGAAGGACUACAUGAUCCCCAUCACCAGGCUGUUGCUGGGCUUGGACACCACGCCGGGCUCUGGCUACCUCUGUGCGAUGAAGAUCUCGGAGGACGACCUGUGGAUCCGCACCUACGGCCGCCUCUUCCAGAAGCUGUGCUCCUCCAGCGCCGAGAUCCCUAUCGGCAUCUACAGGACCCAAUGCCACGUCUUCUCCACCGAGCCCCCCGACCUCAGGGCCCAGGCCUCACCCCUCCUCCCCGGCCAGUCCCAGGUCUCAGUGAGCGUGGAGGACUGUGAGGACACUCGGGAGGCAAAGGGGCCCUGGGGUGCACGGGUGGGCACGAGCGGUGGCAGCACCCACGGCCGGCACACGGUGGGCAGCGACCCAGCCGAGCACCCGCUCCUGCGGCGCAAGAGCCUCCCGUGGGCGCGGAGGCUGAGCCGCAAGGGCUCCCGGCACACGGGGAAAGCGGCAGCCGAGUGGAUCAGCCAACAGCGGCUCAGCCUGUACCGGCGCUCGGAGCGGCAGGAGCUCUCAGAGCUGGUCAAGAACCGCAUGAAGCACCUGGGGCUGCCCACCACUGGCUACGAGGAUGUAGCAAAUUUAACAGCCAGUGAUGUCAUGAAUCGGGUAAACCUGGGAUAUUUGCAAGACGAGAUGAAUGACCACCAGAACACCCUCUCCUAUGUGCUCAUCAACCCCCCGCCCGACACGCGGCUGGAGCCCAAUGACAUUGUAUAUCUCAUCCGCUCCGACCCCUUGGCCCAUGUGGCCAGCAGCUCCCAGAGCAGGAAGAGCAGCUGCAGCAACAAGCUGGCUUCCUGCAACCCCGAGACGCGGGACGAGACACAGCUCUGAUCACCUUGCGGGGUCCGCAAGCCCAUGAUGCGUGAGCGCGGGGCCCUGCCCAGUGCCCAACCCCCAGAUGCUCCUGGGACUGUCAAGAGGGAGCGGACCUUAGCUGGGUGAAGGCUCGGGCUGCCCUGGGCACCGCCAGACGCUGGUGGGAAGCCUUUUUAACCUGUUUUUAUGAAUCUGUACAACCCUGAUCCUUUGCACAAACGCACCGCAACUCGUGACCGAAUCUGGCCACGGCAGAGGGAGAGCCGGGCUGGACCACGGGGUGAGGCUGGGGUGGAUCAGACAGGUGCUCGGGCCGGGGGCUCACACCACAAUAGGAGAGGGAUGCUGCAGCCCAAACUCGCCGUGUUUCCUCAGCCAUGGACCAGUCUAGCCUGUGGCUCUUGGCCAAGCCACAGGGUGGGGGGCCGCCCUUCUCGCCCGGGUCCCCUGUGCGCUCAUUUGAGAAUGAAAUGGAAAGCAGGAGGGUUUUCAGCUGGCCAAGCCCCUGCCUUCAGCAGGACAGGCUCUGGAGAAGCGUCAGCGUGGGGCCCGGCCGCGCACUGGGGAUUCCACGGCCCGUGACUUUGUGGAAGAGACUCGGACAACUGCCUUUUCCUGUAUUUUUACGCUGAACUUUUGCAGCCGCACCAUCUGACGCCCUUUUAAAGGAGAAAUCUGAAGCACAACACAGCCGCUGGGCUGCUGCCGGCCCACGUCUCCAGGACAGGGACUUCUUAUCACGGAGGGACUCCGGGCAUUACCUCAGUUCCUUUGUGACUUGCUGACAGGUUUGCACGGUCAGUGCUGGAAACUCCCAUUAAAUGGAUGCACUCUGCAGACAGGA
This is a messenger RNA of Bubalus bubalis (water buffalo), 4760 nucleotides long. It is a transcript of the gene KCNT1, whose product is annotated as potassium sodium-activated channel subfamily T member 1. The record is from RefSeq and is a predicted model, not a curated record. Gene Ontology annotation, molecular function: intracellular sodium-activated potassium channel activity. The coding region runs from base 143 to 3931 and encodes 1262 amino acids. The transcript has 32 exons. Gene Ontology annotation, cellular component: membrane. Lineage: Eukaryota; Metazoa; Chordata; Mammalia; Artiodactyla; Bovidae. Gene Ontology annotation, biological process: potassium ion transport.